Molecule: messenger RNA, 3201 nt
Organism: Pocillopora verrucosa
Lineage: Eukaryota; Metazoa; Cnidaria; Anthozoa; Scleractinia; Pocilloporidae
Source: RefSeq, a predicted model, not a curated record
AUGGGGAGUGGUUCUAGUCAAGAGACUCCCCACUAUGUGGAUAACUCAGAAAUAGAAAGGCGUGAAGCAGAGGAGAAAGAGAAAAGACGGCUGGAGAAUGAACGAAAACAACGUGAGCACGAGGAAAAAAUGCGUACAACGAAAAAGAAGGAAGAAGAGAGGGGACGAAGGGAGCGACUGAAGGAACAACGGCAGAGAGAAAUAGAAGAGGAAGGCGCCAGAAGACGAGCAGAAGAACAGAAACUUUUGGAACUGGACGUCGAACUUUGCGGACGCCGAUAUCAGUUGUUCCAUUACAAGUUUGGGGACAAGACCAGGCUUGAUAAUUUUAUGGGGCUAAACAUUGAUGAUGUAACCCAGCUCAGGAUCGGUGUAUUUGGUCCCACGGGAUCAGGGAAGAGUAGCUUCAUCAACACGUGUGAACGGGCGGUAAGGCAAACAGUAAAAGGAUCCGCCCAAGUAUACACAACAGGAGUAAUGGGAACCAUCACACUCCAGGACUACCUGCCAGAGAUGUUCUUCCGCUUGGUAGACACAAGGGGCUUCUUCAACUACAAAGCUAACGAGAACAUCGAGUUUCAGAAUAUCCUACUAGGGAAAAUUCAGCCCGGAGAUAACAUCGUUCGCCCUGAAGAUGGCGAGGACAACACACAGGAGUUGCAUCAAUGCCCAGCAUUUGGACAAAGACUGCAUGGAAUCAUUAUUGUUAUAAAGGCUACCGAUCCAAGACUCGCUGAAGGGGUUUUUAGUGACCACCUGAAACCAGUUCGAGAUGUCUUAAGAAAAAACGGAAUCGCCCCAAUAACUGUUAUAACUCAUAAGGACAAACUGAAAACUGAAGACGACGAGAAGGACGCUUUUGACGAGGCAUCAGCUGCUACCGGUAGCUCUCCUAGCCACACUUUCUUGAUGUGGAACUACACCAAAGAAAACAAGGAUCGUAACCCUGAGAUAGAGCAGAUGACAUUUGACAUCUUGCACUAUGCUUUGAUGACCGCCGAACGGGCUGUCAAGAGCAUGAAGGAAAAGGAGAAAAACAAAAGAGAGGAUGAGAUGACGAAAGCUAUCGAGGGAGUUACUAUCAGUGGACAAGUGGCACCAGAUUCCGUUGAUGAGCUCCCAUUCGGCGGGCGAAAAAUAGAGAAGGAAGACGCCAGAAGACGAGCAGAAGAACAGAAACUUUUGGAACUGGAGGCCGAACUUUGCCGACGCCGAGAUCAGUUGUUCAAUUACAAGUUUGGGGACAAGACCAGGCUUGAUAAUUUUAUGGGGCUAAACAUUGAUGAUGUAACCCAGCUCAGGAUCGGUGUGAUUGGCCCCGCGGGAUCAGGGAAGAGUUGUUUCAUCAACACGUGUGAACGGGUUGUGAGGCAAACAGAAAAAGGAUCCGCCCUAGUAAGCAGAACAGGAAAAAUGGGAACCACCACACUCCAGGACUACCUGCCAGAUAUGUUCUUUCGCUUGGUAGACACAAAGGGCUUCUACAACUACGACUCUAUCGAGAACAUCGAGUUUCAGAAUAUCCUGCUAGGGAAAAUUCAGCCCGGAGCUGACCUCAUUCGCCCUGUCAAUGACGAAGACAACACACAGGAGUUGAAUCAAUGCCCAGCAUUUGGACAAAGACUGCAUGGAAUCAUUAUUGUUAUAAUGGCUACCGACCCAAGACUCACUGAAGGGGCUUUGAGGGAUUACCUGAAACCAGUUCGAGAUGUCUUAAGAAAAAACGGAAUCGCCCCAAUAACUGUUAUAACUCAUAAGGACAAACUGAAAACUGAAGACCACGAGAAGGACGCUUAUGACGAGGCAUCAGCUGCUACCGGUAGCUCUCCUAACCACACUUUCUUGAUGUGGAACUACACCAAAGAAAACAAGGAUCGUAACCCUGAGAUAGAGCAGAUGACAUUUGACAUCUUGCACUAUGCUUUGAUGACCGCUGAACAGGCUGUCAAGGUCAUGAAGCAAAAAGAGAAUAAAAAAAAAAGGGAAGAGGUGACGAAAGCUCUCGAGGGAGUUACUAUCAGUGGACAAGUGACACCAGAUUCCGUUGAUGAGCUCCCAUUCGGCGGGCGAAAAAUAGAGAAGGAAGACGCCAGAAGACGAGCAGAAGAACAGAAACUUUUGGAACUGGAGGCCGAACUUUGCCGACGCCGAGAUCAGUUGUUCAAUUACAAGUUUGGGGACAAGACCAGGCUUGAUAAUAUGGGGCUAAACAUUGAUGAUGUAACCCAGCUCAGGAUCGGUGUGUUUGGCACCACGGGAUCAGGGAAGAGUUGUUUCAUCAACACGUGUGAACGGGUUGUGAGGCAAACAGAAAAAGGAUCCGCCCCGGUAUGCAGAACAGGAAAAAUGGGAACCACCACACUCCAGGACUACCUGCCAGAGAUGUUCUUCCGCUUGGUAGACACCAGGGGCUUUAUCAUGUACGACUCUAAAGAGAACAUCGAGUUUCAGAAUAUCCUGCUAGGGAAAAUUCAGCCCGGAGAUAACAUCGUUCGCCCUGAAGAUGGCGAGGACAACACACAGGAGUUGCUUCAAUGCCCAGCAUUUGGACAAAGACUGCAUGGAAUCAUUUUUGUUAUAAAGGCUAUCGACCCAAGACUCACUGAAGGGUCUUUCAGGGAUUACCUGAAACCAGUUCGAGAUUUCUUAAGAAAAAACGGAAUCGCCCCAAUAACUGUAAUAACUCAUAAGGACGAACUGAAAACUAAAGACGACGAGAAGGACGCUUAUGACGAGGCAUCAGCUGCUACCGGUAGCUCUCCUAACCACACUUUCUUGAUUUGGAACUACACCGAAGAAAACAAGGAUCGUAACCCUGAAAUAGAGCAGAUGAUAUUUGACAUCUUGCACUAUGCUUUGAUGACCGCUGAACAGGCUGUCAAGAUCAUGAAGCAACAAGAGAAAAACAAAAGAGAGGAUGAGAUGAUGAAAGCCCUCGAGGGAGUUAAUAUCAGUGGACAAGUGGCACCUGAUCCCGCAGAUGCUUCGGUGGAAGUGUUUUUGCGUUUCCUCCAGAAGGAAUGUCAGUGGUCGACGAACAGUGUCAUGACGGCUUCGAGCAAGUUGGCCAAAGAUGACAUAACAAGUGUAAAGUUAUUAGCCAUGAGCUGGAGUGAAGUUCGUCACCAUUUUUCAGUUGGCAUGAGUAGAAUGAUUGAGAAGGAGCUCAGGAAACGAGGCAUGAUCUCAUGAACAAUUGAG